CUUCUAGGAGGGGCAGCAUUAUUGGAUGGGGGCUAUUUCCCCACGUCCUGAGAGGUGCUCUGGUUUUCUUCUGCCUCCCCCGCGCAGGAACCCAAACUCACGUCCGCACCCUCUCGCGCGCUCAUGCACACACGCAGUCACUGUUCCUCCGACGCGACCAGGAACCCAACCGGCGGGCUAUCACAAUCGCGGGCUGAGCGCGAGGUCUUCCAUUUCCUUCUGAAGUAGCGUGGUUGAACGACACUCCCGGAUGCGCGCAUGGGGCAACGCAGAGGUACCGAUACCGCUACUCCACGGCCGUCUUCUGCAGCGCUUUUUUGACCAUAAUUUCCAGGCGAUGCCAGCGGUGGCGACGAGGGCCUCCCAGGAGGCCGAGAAAGGGGAGAAGGUCGAACGGUAGCUGCAUGGCUACCCUGUCCUCCUCCGAGCACACAGACCCAUGGGGCGAACAUCAGGCUGCGCAGGGGCGGAGCGCAGAUGCGGGGGAGGGCGCGGGAGGGGAGGAGGAGGACGAGCGGCAGCGGGGGCGGAGAGCAGCAGGCUCCGCCGGGCAGGCUGGGCUUGGCGAGCGACGAGGCGGGCGCGGCGCCAGAGGCCGGAGCAACGGAGCCGGCGCGGCACGUCGCUGAUCGUGACCCUCCUGACCCUGCCCGCCUGGCCCAUCUGGAACAGGAACCCGCUGGAGUUCCUCCCUGCCGCCGACAAGGAGAAGGCGGCGAAGAAGGACCGGCAGCAAGGAGGGCGCCUCCUCUGGAAAGGCCAAAAAAGGCUCCGCUGGCAAGAAGAACAACAAGGAGAACUGAGGCGUGGCCGACCCGAGCGCUGGCAGCAGCCGCCGUGCUCCCCCGAGACGGCCCCCCUCCCGGCGCGAGCGCUGCGCCCCUGCCGCCCCUCCCCCGCGCGCAUGUCCCUCCCCCUCCGUCGCCUCCCCCCCUCCCCCUUUGUUUUCCUGUCCCCCCCGCUUGCGUGCCAUGCCUCGCACGGCGGCGCCCGCCAGCGGGCGACCGACCUGGCACGCGCGCAAAAGAAGCUUGGCGAGGAUUUGUCGUUGUCGGCG
Messenger RNA from Prorocentrum cordatum, 1057 nucleotides. The record is from the annotation of a GenBank genome assembly. Lineage: Eukaryota; Dinophyceae; Prorocentrales; Prorocentraceae.